This is a messenger RNA of Exophiala spinifera, 4056 nucleotides long. RefSeq lists its product as uncharacterized. Bases 1 to 4056 code for a protein of 1351 amino acids. Gene Ontology annotation, molecular function: protein binding. The transcript has 3 exons. Lineage: Eukaryota; Fungi; Ascomycota; Eurotiomycetes; Chaetothyriales; Herpotrichiellaceae. The record is from RefSeq and is a predicted model, not a curated record.
AUGGAUUUCACCGACCCGUUGCAUCGCAGAGAUGCAACUCUUCUGCGAAAAAGGAGACGGACUCCAGGAACCCCAGAUCGAGCUACCGGCAGUCCGCUAUCUCGAUCAUUUUCGGGUGAAGGCACAUUGGCCGGCCAGAGCAGCGAUGAUAGGCUGCCUAGGAAGAAGACCAAGCUCUUUUCUCCUCUGCCGGGCCAUUCUCUACCACGGCAGGGAGGAGAGUCGCCCCGUAUCAAGCGGACGAUGGAGGAUUUACCGGACACAAUAUUGCGCCAUAUCUUUGCUUUUGUUCAUCCCAUUACCCUUGGCCGAUUGAUUUGUGUCAAUCGCCGUUUCCGUUCUUUGCUUGACCCCAGCAUCAUUCCCUUGCAGGAGGACUUCUCUCCAACAACCCAAGACGCGUUUCCAAACCAGAAUGACAUUUGGACUGCGUCCAGAAAACGAUUUCUGCAAGGUUUUCCAAGACCCUUGAAGGGCCUGACCGAAUUGGACAUGUGGCGACUCAUCAGAAGCCGGUCAUGCCAAUUCUGUCAUGCUGUAUUCAAGAAAGAGCGAUCGGAGACUUCAACAUCUCCUUGGAGCGCCGGUCCCGGACCAGGGGACGUUCGUUCAAUCUGGCCGUUCCGCAUAAGAUCUUGUGGUAGAUGCUUGGAGAAACGUACCAUCAAGGAAAAGGAAGUACUGAUCACAGGUUCAUCAGCUCUUCUCCCUGGAUUGCCCUAUGCCAUCUUGACUUCGUCAUGGGACUAUAUUCCCUCGACAAUCCUCGAACGAGCGGAUCCGCCUCCUGAUGUUCAGCUGGCCAAGUACUACCUGAGAGCUCAACUCGAAGAAAUGCGGACCGAGCGUGCUAAUGUCCAGGCGCUUGGAACUGCUGCCUUGGAAGAGUGGUACAAGGGGCUGGAAAGUACGGGAAGAGGGAAAAUGUUGGAUGCUGCGAGAUUAGACCAAUGGGAACUUCAAGAUGGGCCCUCAAAGAUCGCUGUACCAAUAGCGCAUAAGGCUUUCGAUAUAACCCAGACGACUAAAACGCCUCUGGCUCAAGAUCGCCCGCUCUCUGCACAGACCCAUCCAAUGCAGGUCAACCAAUCAAUCACUUUGCCGCCAUCUGUGUCUGGGGACUUUUCGCCCAGCUCAGGCUCUAUGGAGAUUGACACAGCUAGGUCGAACACUUCUACAUCUUUCCGGCAAGCCUCAAAGCAGAGGUCUGAAAAGAGUAAGGAGGAAGCAGAGCAGGCCAUGCUCGCACGUCGCAAAGAAAUUGAACAGCGGUGCCUCGCCAUGAGACCACCCAUCCUGCCAUCGACUCUGCCUUUUAUGGAAGCUUUCAAAGCCUCAAUCAAAAUAGCUAUGCCGCUCACCGAGGGUGCUUGGGAGAUUUUAAAGCCGCGACUGUUAGCACAACGUGUUACUGCAGAACGUGAGGAACGGCGCCAAAUUGCUGCCUCCCACGAUAUGAAGGCCGACGAACGUGAGUUAUUCGAGGAGGAGCAACGUGUAGCGCAAGAGAACGAAGCCAAUAUGUGGGCCGAAUUGAAGAUUCCCUCCCGCGACAGAAUUCAACAUUAUGCUCGGGAAUUCAUUCGCCAAACGUGGUCCGAUGGUCGGGGUGUUACCAAAGCGACGGCGAGCAAGUUUGCCGCAGAGGUACUCUGUCAUGUACGCCAACGGUUUGGUGAAGACCUUGCAGGCGAAGACAGAAUGCUUGCAUUGAAAGGGACAGCAUUCCCGCAAGAUUCAGAAUCCCUGCAUUUCCGAAGCUUGAAGCUGAAAGACAUGAAGUGGACAUUCGACGAGCUGGUCAAACCCCAUACUGAACGAUUUGGCAAAGACCUGUUCCUGUGCCGCGUGUGCGAUAACACUCAGAAAUUAUUCUCUUUCGAGGCAGUCGUUCAACAUUAUGCUGCUAAGCACACCCACGAGCUGAGUCACGGCAACGCUGUUGUUUACUGGGACGCUGACUGGCCGGUUGAACCACCUUUUGAUCCAUCUCCAAACAUUCCAUGGGUGCAAGACCAAAAUCACAACCUUCCGCAGAAUUCCCAACAACAGUUACAAACACCUGCGUGGCAGCCCCCAACUGGUAUUCCAAGUAGACCGCAACAACAUGUCACCAUCCAAAAUCCCGCGGUCGAAGUAACUAACCUGGUCAUUGAAUACUGGCGCAGGACCGACGGUGUUUGGGACCUUUCAAAUCCUGUUCGACUUUAUGUUAUCAUCUACCACGUGAACUUGAGAUUCAGACGGAUGUUCAACUUCCAACUUGGGCUUCCGCUAUUUCGAGAUGUGUCUUUCAAUCGAUCAGAGCUGUACUUUUUGCGCAGUUUAUCAGGACUCCGUUGCGCCAUCUGUGCUGAGAGCUUGCGAUCUAUACCUAGCCGACAGGGUGAAGGGAAUGGAAUCGAACAUGACGUCCCGAACUUACUGAGCCAUUUUCAGUCUGCGCACUGCGACCCAGAUGCUUCCAGUAGCAGUCUCAGUUUGCAUGGAUUACCUCAGAGACCUGGGCAAGGCGUGCAGGGGCUGGAUUGGACACGGGACAUGAUCCUGCUCCCAAGUAGUGCUGCAAUAAUGGCUCUACGGCACUCGCGAGGCAUUGAUGAUGACAAAUUUCAGGUAAUUACUGAAGCUUUCCCCAACAUGUGGCUGUAUCCUGCUCCACAGUUUGAUGCAGUCCCCUUGGAAUCACUAUCGCCUCGAACACGCAAUGUUGGUGCACGUGAUGGUGGCACUUGGCCACACAUGGCUCGCUUAGAAAAAUCUGGGAGCGCUCGAGAAGACGAUUACCAUCUUCACAGCCGUGGAAUUGCCACUGUUCAAAGACACCCAAGGCAGGGUCGGGCUGCUGUUUCUCCUCUACCACAUGAUCUGCAUGGGCACCCAGCUGAAGCUACACCUAGCACAAGAUACCCCCCUCGUCAGGAAUACCAUUCUAGACUAUCCGAGUCCAGUCCUGCUUGGGAGAUGCGCAGUCGUCCAGGACCCUUGUCCCGAGACUCCUUGGUCUACUCAUAUGAAGACGAGUCGUCAAAAUGGUCAUAUCGGGAGCCCUUAACAGCGUACAGUGAGACCACCAUUUCAGAAGCACGGCCAAGCAGCAAAACUGGAAGCCGGCAUUCGUUUCGGCUGUCAGCACCUUCGCAGCAUUCCGCACCACAAGACUCUUUAGGUGAUCUUGAGUCGACUGCAGCAGCUGAUUUCCUCGCAAAUUUUGACCCAACGACCGCUGAGGGUCCCUCUCAAAUUGAAGGUGGCAGCGGCACCUCGUUUGCGCCGCGGACCGGGUCCCGACCUCCAGACUUGCCUGACUCUCGACCGGGCACGGGAAUUUCCACGAAUCCCCUUCCCCAUCGUCCAUUUCUUGAUGCAGCUGGUGCAAACGCCCGACCCUUGCAGCGAAUGCACAUGCCCGCUCUAGCAAUGUAUGAGGGUGGUAGAACAAUGUUGCACAAUGAUGGCCAAGCUCAACCUCGCAGCUACGAAAUAGCGCGUCAUCCGAGUCUGGUAUCCAAUCUGCCUGUGAACCCGGAAGGGCACGGCGACCGCGCUGACGACAUUCCUGGACUGCCACAUAGACCCUAUCAUGACGACGAUUUCAGACAGCUGAAUGAGAGAGCAAUUGGGGAUGCUGAACCUCAACCUCCGACAGGAGCUCAAUACUACCACGAGGAUAGAUAUCGGCGACGGCCAAAGCAGUAUGAGACGUCUGCAGAAAUGACUGGACGAGGAUAUCGUCGUCCCGCGGAAGAAGCUCCUGCACACUACGUUGAGUUCCGAGGCGAGAGAGGCCGUUCUUACGUCGAGCACGAACCAUACAUGGAUGAAAGGAUGGCGAGUGAUGAAGCUGUACGCCUCGGUUCCCGAGAUGCCGGCCCCCAUCAUAGCGAGUAUCGAACGCGCUAUUAUUAUGAGGGCAAUGCGUUUCCUUCGACCACUGAGCGCUAUAGCGUGGUUGAGCCUAUCAACAUGACCCGUCGUGCCCAUGUGGUGACGAAUGAUGACCGUGAAGUCAUCUACGAGGCCCCAUACCAGACGCGUCGCUAUGAAGCAUCUUGA